GCGUUCCUUUUGAGCCUCACUCGUCUAUGACAUGGCAAUUCUAGGUCCUUGAAUAUAGAGCGACUGAAUUUAUUUUCCAAUUUCCUUGAAACAGGAUUAAAAACUAAGAAGUCAAAUUCUUUUCCAUUUAAGGACUUGGUAAAUGUCUACGUUUUUAUUUUUCCUUAAAGUCUGCAUUAUUAAAUGAAAUAUAAAUGUACUUCUGAUGUAGUACAUACACGACAAAUAACGUUCUUUCAUAAAACAAUGUGUAAUAAACAGCACUUGCUUGUCUUUUAAUUAAGCUAUCGCUAAAACAAUGGGCUUAUUUGAAAUAUAGGCCACGGUACUUCGAAAUAUCAGAAUUUCAUACAUUUUCAACCAAUUUUUUACGACACAAGUGCACCUGUUUAGGAAAGUUAUAAAGGUUUAUAAGUCCGUCUUCCUUGUCUGAGUGCGAGGUUUCCUCCCAGCCUAAUUCAACAUAAUGCAGCAGUUCUAGCAGAAUUUUAACCACGCAGACCCUAAUUUCCAUAUGCAGAUCUGUCUCUCCCAGCCGUACCUCUCGCCAUCACACCAUUUCUUGCAUUCUAAUGCAUUCUCACAUCUUUACAAAAUCCCCCCCUCUCUCUUCCACCACACGCCGAGGAUGUUCUCCCUUUUUCAGUCCAGUUAAAACCCUGUUAUUUCUUCCUCCGUAAGCCUAAUUGUCCCAGCCACGAGAGGCACAAUAAAGCAGGCUGUUUUGCAUGGUUUUACUUUGCAUCUUUUAUCAAUACGAGUCAGUGGAGAUCGUAAAAAAAAAAAAAAAAAAUGGAUGCGACGGGAAUUUUUUCUUUUCUUUUCCGUGUGGAAGCGUCGACCUCCCGCUUUGCUUUCAACAGGAGACUGAAGUUCGUCUGUGAGAAGGCUCUAUCGCCUGGAUGAGAAAGAAGUAUUUGCAUCAAGGCCAGGAGAUUAAACGUGUGGGUUGGGAACUGGAGAGAGCGCGUUGUCUCGCUCGGGGCCCCCCCUCGGUGCCAGAGUUCUCGCUUUCAUCGCGCGGGGUGAGAGAUUUCUCCUGGACGUUUUUCGGGGCAGUGUGGCUACAGGCUUCAUGUUCAGUGGGUCUUUACUGGUGUGCUGCAUCCUGCUGCAGAGGAACCUUGCGACCACAGAGGGGCGUCAUGGGACCAACCGCCACGUCUUCUACGCCGUCCAGAUGAGAGGAGGCGCCAAAGCCGUCCGAGCUCUGGCCGAGCAGCACGAGCUGGAGUUCAUACAGCGGAUUGGCAGCCUGGAGGGCCUGUACACCCUGAGGGACAGCAGGGGGCGCUCUGAUAGAGUAACCUUUGAGGGGAGACUUCUGUCUGCAGCAGGGGUUCUCUGGGUAGAGAGGCAGCAAUGUCAUUACAGAGAGAAGCGGGUACCACUGACAGGACAAGACUACGGUCGGACGAAAGGUUCCCAGAGGAAACGGCCUCCAGCUGACAGCCCGUCUGAGGAGGGGAUGGGCGACCAGUCGCUCACCUUCAACGACCCUCUCUGGCCCAUGCAGUGGGAACUGUUCGCACAGGGUGAAUACAACUCUAGUGGGUUUGACCUGAAUGUGAUGCCAGUUUGGAGGAACAACAUAACCGGCAGCGGCGUGGUGGUCAGCAUCAUCGAUGACGGUGUGGAUCACACAAACAAGGACCUGAGGAAAAACUUUGAGGCCCUCGCCAGCUUUGACCUGCGGGCCUCGCACGGUCUGUCUCAUGAUCCCAUGCCUGUCAGAGAUGAGGAGAACAGUCACGGUACGCGCUGUGCCGGCGAAGUUGCUAUGGAGGCCAACAACUCCUACUGCGGUGUGGGCAUCGCCUUCAAUGCCAGGAUAGGAGGUAUCCGUCUGCUGGACGGCGUCGUCACGGACGCCAUGGAGGCCUCGGCUCUGACCUACAACAUGCACUUCAUCGACAUCUACGUCUGCAGCUGGGGCCCGCGGGACAACGGGGCCGAGAUGGACGGACCGCACCGCCUGACGGAGCGAGCCCUCCGGCUAGGAACUCAGAAGGGUCGACGUGGGAAGGGCAGCAUCUUUGUGUGGGCGGCAGGUAAUGGUGGAACGCAGCGUGACCACUGCGGUGCAGACGGGUACGUUAACUCCAUCUACACCAUCGCCAUCGGAGCCGUCGUCCGGACCGGGAAGCCCGCCUACUUCGGUGAACCCUGCCCUGGAGUGAUGGCCGUCACCCUGACAGGUUCCAACGUGGGAGACUCGCUACCUUUGGUGACUGUGACCAACACUGGAGAUGGGUGUGUCACCCGCUUCCCAGGAACCUCCAGUGCCGCUCCGAUUGCUGCAGGGAUUCUGGCUCUUGCUUUGGAAGUGAAUCCGUUGAUGACGUGGAGGGAUGUUCAGCAUCUGAUCGCCAUGACGGCGAAGAUCCCCGAUCCCGAAGAACCGGGCUGGACCGUCAAUGCAGCAGGAUACCAUGUUCACCACAGGUAUGGCUUUGGAGUGUUGGACGCUGGGCUGAUGGUGCAGCACGCUGCGCUGCUCCAGGGAGCUGCUCCACAGAGGAAAUGCAAGCAAGAGGUCGCAUUUAAUCCAGCCAGAUCCUUCUCUGCUAGAGGCCAAGUGAGUGUCGGCAUCGAAUCCGAUGCCUGCCGAGGGAGAGCUAAUGAAGUCAACACUCUGGAGCAUGUGCAGGUGAGAGUGAGCAUUUCGGCGCCGUGUCGCGGCGACCUCUCCAUAAGUCUGGAGUCUCCGGGCGGCACAGUGUCUCUGCUGCUGGAUACCCGGCCCAACGACGCCUCGGCUGCUGGCCUGAAGAACUGGACCCUGAUGACGUUGCACUGUUGGGGCGAGCAGCCGCAGGGCCUCUGGACCCUGAAGGUGUCUGACCAUACAGGCAGUGUGUGGAGCUGCAGGAGGCAGAGUGAGGAGGAGGCAGCCGGAGCUCUGCUCAGCGCUGCACUCAUCCUGUACGGCACCCACCGCCCACACAAGGCCGUGCUCGAGGGGCCCCUGCAGAGCGUCGUGUCUAUGGGGGGCCGUCACCUGGUCCCUCACGGUGGGCUCUACCGGAGGGACCGCUCCCCUCCUCUGGACGUGCUUCAGUGGGUCUUCCACAUGGAGAGGGACAGGAAAGUACGAGCUAGCGACAUCACUUUGCCAACCAAACACAAGAUGUCGGAAACUACAGGAGGCAGAACCAUGAGCAUGAACCUCAUCGAGCCCCCAACGUGGAGGAGGGCUCUGAAGCUACGUCCAUCAGAUGUUCAGCAGACGUCCUCCCUACGACCCAGACCUGUUCUUAGCACGGAAACAGAACCUAAAGGAAAAAGACGGACAGACAGAACUGGUCCUUACCAUGAUGAGACUCAAAGGGUGUCACCACGAAGACGGACCAAUCAGAACCACUCGGUGAAGCUCUGUAAGAAGAAAAAGGAGGAGGUUGGGAGGGUGUAGUACGGAGCAGGGAGUAGAAGGCACAACAUGAUUAAAUAAAGACUGUUGUUUUCCUCUGUGCAGCAAGCCAAUUGAUCACAAAUCGACUUGUAUUUUCUACUGUGUGUGACCCCAGUGUCAGCUGUGAUUAUUGCUUGUAAAUUCCUUACCCAAUCCCCUUUCCCACCUGCCCAAACUGCACACGAACACACCAAUCGUUUCUCCCACCCCGCCAAAACAGAAAGAAAGAAAAUAGUUUGAGGAAGAGGUUUCAACGCUCCUCAGUUCGCCUCUGCGAGUUGCGAUGGGUUAGCGAGCGAUAUGUUUGUCUUUUUCCACUUCAGUGAAGGGUGAAUUCAGCUUGGCAGCAAUAAG
This is a messenger RNA of Gambusia affinis (western mosquitofish), 3766 nucleotides long. RefSeq names its product neuroendocrine convertase 1-like. Gene Ontology annotation, cellular component: trans-Golgi network; Golgi membrane. The transcript has 21 exons. Gene Ontology annotation, biological process: peptide hormone processing. The record is from RefSeq and is a predicted model, not a curated record. Bases 1076 to 3412 code for a protein of 778 amino acids. Gene Ontology annotation, molecular function: serine-type endopeptidase activity. NCBI's taxonomy places the organism in Eukaryota, Metazoa, Chordata, Actinopteri, Cyprinodontiformes, Poeciliidae.